Molecule: messenger RNA, 1089 nt
Organism: Fusarium poae
Lineage: Eukaryota; Fungi; Ascomycota; Sordariomycetes; Hypocreales; Nectriaceae
Exons: 1
Coding region: 1-1089 (362 amino acids)
Source: RefSeq, a predicted model, not a curated record
AUGUUCAACACCAUUUUGAUGAACGUGACAGAACUUCCUGACGUUCAGUUCCUUAUCAACCACAUAGAUGAACCCAGAGUCCUCGACCACUUUCAGGAGGGGAAGAUAAGUGUUGAGAACCAUAGCCACAGGAAUGUUUGGGAUAUAGUGACAAAAAACUGUGACUCUAUUCAUGGCGAGGCAAAAGAGGAAGAUGGUAUCGAAACCUUUGGGCUGCCAUUCGUUACCAAAGUCACGUCAAGUCAAGAUCUGUGUCAACAUCCUGAAUAUGAUGGCCAGCAUGGCCUCACUUCAAGUCCUGUCUCUUUCCGUCCGAUCAAAGGCCCACUACCCGUUCUCUCGACGGGUACACUAUCUACUAUGAGGGACAUUUUAUUCCCAAGCCCUGCAUAUACAGAGACCGAGUUCAUUUAUGACGAAACAUCAGAUGUUGAAUGGGAUCAGAAGCACAACAGUCUUUACUGGGCUGGGUCGACAACCGGAGGGUAUGCAACUGAUACAAAUUGGCAACACUUCCACCGGCAACGAUUUAUGGAACUAGCACAAAACUUACGAAAGAGGAACUACUACCUCAGAGUCAAAGAUGGUGUUGCCAAGCGUGUGACAUCUUCUUUUCUCAAUGGAAGACUAUUUAACGUCGCAUUUACCCGUAUCUUUCAGUGCGAACGAAAGUCUUGCAGGGAUCAAGAUACCUAUUUUGGGACAAAAUCAUGGGUUGACAAAGACGAAGCACUGAAAUCGAAACUCGCUUUUGAUAUUGAUGGUAAUGGUAUUAGCGGCCGGUUUUAUAAGUUGCUGGCUUCCAGAUCGGUGCCGCUAAAGCAGACACUUCUUCGAGAAUGGCAUGAUAACCGCCUUGUACCGUGGCUACACUAUGUGCCUGUUAGUCAGAGUAUGGAGGAGCUUCCCGAGUUGGUGUCUUAUCUGACACUAACGAAAUCUGGUCAAAAAAUUGCCAAGCAGAUUGCAUUCAACGGUCGGGAGUGGUAUGCAAGAGCGUUUCGUCAAGCUGAUCUCGGUCUGUACAUGUACAGGCUAUUGCUGGAAAUGGCAAGGCUUCAAGACCUAGAGCGAGCACCAGAUACCUAG